Messenger RNA from Vitis vinifera (wine grape), 3728 nucleotides. RefSeq lists its product as uncharacterized. Bases 1239 to 3563 code for a protein of 774 amino acids. The transcript is spliced from 4 exons. The record is from RefSeq and is a predicted model, not a curated record. Lineage: Eukaryota; Viridiplantae; Streptophyta; Magnoliopsida; Vitales; Vitaceae. Gene Ontology annotation, molecular function: DNA binding; protein dimerization activity.
GCUAAUCUCUAUAUCUUUCUUUUUAGUUAAAAAGAAAUAAUAGAUGCACAAGAUGGAUUCAUUUCCCUCUUUUUUUUUUUUGCUUUUUCUGAUGGGAUUCGCUCUUUCAUUUAUCUUCACUGAACAAUGAUCUGAUGUUGAAAUUUGUUGUUGAAGAAUGAAAUAGCAACUCUUCUGAUCCAGCUAUAAACCCUGGUCUUCAGCUUAUAGAUAGUUUUUUUUUUGUUUUGUUUUCUUCUCUCACUUUUCUCCUAUAUAUGGUUACAUGAAAUCAUUAUUUUAGAUCUUUGCCCACACUAAGUAUGUUGCAAAAAAGAAGAAAAAGAAAAAAAAAAAUCAACUAUGCUCAGACAUCAACUUUAAUGGAGUUGAUAAUGGGACUCCUUACUUUCCUGAAAGCUAUGAGGCCUUUUCUAUUUUAUUUUCCCUAAUAGGCAGCAAGAUUAUGAGUUUUGAGGUGGUGAUUAGUUGUGUGCCAAGAGCUCCUAUUUUAUCAAAGUGGUUCAUUGGGCAGUUGGUUCCGACUUGCAAUUUAUUUUCUGUUUAAGUGAAUAAAGUGGUUAAAAGAACUAGUUAUAGCAAACUAAAGCAGUUCUUGGAUUAUAUAUCUUGAUGACUCAUCCUCUCAUAAUAGGUAUUAAAUUCAUUUAUUCCAAGAUCCUAGGAAAAAGGGACACAUCUAAAUAACCUAAUUUUUGUUUUCUUGUUCUAUACCUUGGGAAUGUGAAGUGUACAGCCAGGAUCCAAUGUAGAAUGUGGGCACUUCAUUCAUAUUUAAGCAAAAAAGAAAUGGAUUAUGAGAGUUGAAAGUAACUUAAAAUAGGAAGUUUUUCUUUGUUGUUUUGUUGAAAGCACAUGUUUGUUAUCUAUUCUACCAAUCAGUGUUUUUAAAGGCGUUGGUGGGGCGCGCCUUGAGGCGAGGCGAAGUGAAAACGCGUUGAGGCGUUAAAAAUAAAGCGAAACACCUGAAAGGCGUACGCUUUUCUGGUGAGGCGUGGUUGAAGCGCGCUUUGAGCGCGCCUUUCACGCUUUUCCGGUGAGGCGUACGCGUCAUCGGAUCUGAUGUGGCAAUGAAAGAUUUAAAAAAAAACCCUAAGAAUACCUAAAACCCCAGUCCCGACUGAAAACAAACCCAAAACAAACCCUACCUCUUCCAGUCAAGCGGCGACGGAGUGCUCACCCUCGGCGGCGACCAAUCGCAGCGAUCUUCUCCGGCGGCAAUCGGCAAUCCCUCCAGAAUGAGUUCCUCCGAUUCGAAAAAUUCAAGAAAGGAUUUUGUGUGGAAGUAUGUGAUUGAAGUUUCUGGAGAGCAAUAUAUAAGAUGUAAAUUUUGCAAUCAAAGAUGUACGGGAGGGGUGAAUAGACUAAAGCAUCACUUAGCCGGAACUCAUCAUGGUAUGAAACCAUGCAGCAAAGUUAGUGAAGAUGCUAGAUUGGAAUGUAAAGAGGCAUUGACUAAUUUUAAGGAUAAAAAAACGAAGAGAAAUGAAUUGCUCCAAGAAAUUGGUAUGGGUCCAACUUCAAUGCAUGAAAGUGCCUUGUGUAAAACAAUAGGGACAUUAGGGAGUGGGAGUGGGAGUGGGAGUGGGAGUGUAAGUGGGAGUGGGGAACCUAUUCCUAGGGGACCCAUGGAUAAAUUUACCACUUCACAACCUAGACAAAGUACGUUGAAUUCAAAGUGGAAGCAAGAAGAAAGGAAGGAAGUGUGUAGAAAAAUUGGUAGGUUUAUGUAUUCAAAAGGUCUCCCAUUCAACACUGUGAAUGAUCCUUAUUGGUUUCCUAUGAUAGAUGCUGUUGCAAACUUUGGGCCCGGGUUUAAGCCUCCAUCUAUGCACGAAUUGAGGACAUGGAUUCUUAAAGAAGAGGUGAAUGACCUAAGUAUCAUUAUGGAAGAUCACAAAAAAGCUUGGAAACAAUAUGGAUGUUCAAUUAUGUCAGAUGGUUGGACAGAUGGAAAAAGUAGGUGUCUUAUCAAUUUUUUGGUGAAUAGUCCUGCUGGCACUUGGUUUAUGAAAUCAAUUGAUGCUUCUGAUACAAUAAAAAAUGGGGAAUUGAUGUUCAAAUAUCUUGAUGAGGUGGUUGAAGAAAUUGGAGAGGAGAAUGUUGUGCAAGUCAUCACUGAUAAUGCCUCUAAUUAUGUGAAUGCUGGAAUGAGGCUUAUGGAAAAAAGGAGUAGAUUGUGGUGGACUCCUUGUGCUGCUCAUUGCAUUGAUUUGAUGUUGGAGGAUAUUGGAAAGCUAAAUGUUCAUGCUACUACACUUUCUCGAGCUAGGCAAGUUGUGAAGUUUAUAUAUGGGCAUACUUGGGUUCUUAGCUUGAUGAGAACAUUUACAAAAAAUCAUGAACUUAUUCGUCCAGCAAUUACACGGUUUGCUACUGCAUUUCUUACUCUCCAAAGUAUUUAUAAGCAAAAGCAAGCUCUUAUAGCAAUGUUCUCCUCAGAAAAAUGGUGUUCAAGCACAUGGGCUAAAAAGGUAGAAGGUGUGAAAACUCGAAGUAUAGUGUUGUUUGAUCCAAAUUUUUGGCCUCAUGUUGCUUUUUGCAUAAAGACCACUGUUCCAUUAGUUAGUGUCUUGAGAGAGGUUGAUUCAGAGGAAAGACCAGCCAUGGGUUAUAUUUAUGAGUUGAUGGAUUCAGCUAAGGAGAAGAUUGCAUUUAAUUGUGGGGGCAUGGAGAGAAAAUAUGGCCCAAUUUGGAGAAAAAUUGAUGCAAGAUGGACUCCGCAACUUCAUCGACCUUUACAUGCAGCAGGCUAUUAUCUUAAUCCUCAAUUGAGGUAUGGAGAUAAGUUCUCUAAUGUUGAUGAGGUGAGGAAGGGAUUAUUUGAAUGCAUGGAUAGGAUGUUGGAUUAUCAAGAACGUUUAAAAGCUGACAUUCAGUUGGACUCAUAUGACCAAGCAAUGGGUGAAUUUGGGAGUCGUAUUGCAAUUGAUUCUCGAACAUUAAGAAGUCCUACAAGUUGGUGGAUGCGUUUUGGGGGUUCAACACCGGAGUUGCAAAAGUUUGCUAUUCGAGUCCUUAGCCUUACUUGUAGUGCUUCGGGAUGUGAAAGAAAUUGGAGCACAUUUGAAUCGAUCCAUACAAAAAAAAGAAAUAGACUUGAACAUCAAAGGUUGAAUGCUCUAGUGUAUGUAAGGUACAACACUAGAUUGAGAGAGCGAAGUCUACAAAGGAAACAAAAUGUUGAUCCAAUCUUGGUAGAGGAGAUUGAUUCUGAUGAUGAAUGGAUUGCGGAGAAAGAAGAUCCCCUCCUCCCCCUUGAUCUUUGUUGGCUUCAAGAUAAUGAAUUAUUCAAUGUUGAUGCCAUUAGAGUUGUGUCAUCCAACUCCCAAGAGACGCAAACAUCAUCGGAUCAUAUGGUUUCUUCACAUUCCUACAAAAGGAAACAUAAUGAAGUACCAAGUACAAGUGGAGGCAAAGGCAAAGAGAAGGAAUUGAAUUUGACACCAAUUGAUGAAGAUGAAGAUUUAGAUGAAAUGGGGAUACAUGAUAGUGGACAUUUUCCUACUAUUGAUACAUUGGAUGAGGAUGAUGAUGACCUUGGAGAGGAGGAUUUAAGUUGAAACAAUUUACUCUAGUUGUUAUUUCAUGACUUAGUUAUGGAUUUUUUGUAAAAGUUUAGAACUAUUAUUAUGGUUGACUCUAUUUUCUAUUUCAUGACUUAGUUUUGGCUUUUUGUUAAAGUUUGAAACUAUUAGUAUAGUUGAAUCUAUAAUCUAUUUUAUGAA